AUGGCUCCUCAGCCACUGCCAUUCCCCGGGUUCAGUCCGAUAACUGACCGGGUUUAUCUUCGCAAUGGCCAGGAGAAGGCCGGGCGCGCCCCAGCAGAUGAGCCAACGACUAUCAUCAUUUUUGGAUGGGGCGACGGCAUGCCAAAACACGUCUCUAAAUAUGCCGAUGGUUACCAUGAGCUCUAUCCAUGCGCCAGAAUCAUCGUUGUCCUAUCGGGGACAUUCCAGGCAUCAAACCAACCCCUUGAAGCUAGGAUUGAAGCCAUGAUGCCGGUCAUUGACUUGGUGUUCCCAACCCCAACGGGCGACGGCACUGAGGAGGAGCGCGUCCUAUUGCAUGCCAUGUCAAAUACUGGUGGUAUCUUCAUGGCUGCAUCUGUCGUCGCAUAUCAGCAGCGACACGGCGCUGACAAGAAAUUUCCUCACAAGCUUCUCGUCUGCGACUCCACACCGGGCAGUUUGGAUUUUGCGUCCCAAGUUGGUCGAUGGUCGCGAGCAAUGGCGGUUGGAACGUCUAAAUACUUCCCCUGGCCGUUUUGCGUCACCCAGGGCCUAUGGUAUUCCUUUCUCUGGGCGAAUUGGGGAUGGGAACAACUGCGCGGCUCCGAGCCGUCGGGUGUUUGGGCCACGAGGGUCAUGAUGGAUCACUCAAUCGCUACAACCGAUUGCACGAGGGUCUACCUUUACUCCAAGGAAGAUGAGAUCAUUGGGUGGGAGGAUUUAGAGCAGAAUGUUGCUCGGGUCAAAGCGGGGGGCUACUCGGUCGAUCUGGAGAUGUUCGAGGGCUCGCCGCAUGUCGGACACAUGAGACUGCACCCUGAAAAAUAUUGGAAAAAGAUAUCGGAUAGCUGGAAAGCUGCGAAUGAUAUAUAG
Penicillium lagena is the source of this 873-nucleotide messenger RNA. Its product is annotated as TMEM53 family protein. The coding region runs from base 1 to 873 and encodes 290 amino acids. NCBI's taxonomy places the organism in Eukaryota, Fungi, Ascomycota, Eurotiomycetes, Eurotiales, Aspergillaceae. The record is from RefSeq and is a predicted model, not a curated record. The transcript has a single exon.